GCUGAGGACAUCAAGGUUGUGCGCUCCUCGUCAAUGAACUAUUUGGCACUCUGUGCCACGGCUUUGAGUGCCGCCGUGCUGGUUCGACGCAGUCCCCCAAAGUCGCGGCCGCGCGUUCGGAUCCAGGCCUGCCAAAACUGUGCCACACCAUCCAUGCAGGCCAAGGCCGGCACGACUCUUCCAAUCUCAAUCGACUCCAUGGAUUUCCUGGGAAGCUCGGAGGCUUCGCCCGAAAACGGCGAGGCAGUCACGGAGGUGCCACCAGUUAUCCUGCCUGCCGACGUAGGGUCUUUUGCCGAAGGAGCUGUGGUCCCCGUCGCCCAAGCUCAGGAGAAACGCCGUGCUGGUGAUCAUGACGGUCAACGAGCAAAAGAUCGAAACUACCGCCGACAGGUGGGCUCGCGGCUUCUCCCGCCGCUUGGCGCCGUACCCUUGGCCCUGUCCUUCGACCCGAGCCGGGUGCGCCUGAAGCUCCAGAGAGCAGUUCAGCACCGAUUUGCCACUUCUGCGACUGGAAGGGAGGGAAAGGCACGGUCACGAUCCGAAGGCAUGGACUGUGACUUGAGCUUCCUGGCAAUUCCCGUUCGGCAAACGAGUUCUCACCCUGCUCGUAUCACAGACUCUUGCGGUUUCUGGCCCCGAAACAUUUUGCUCGGUGUUUUGCAAAGAAACGUCGGCUCACUCCAUCAUAGUGACACACCUAUAUGA
This is a messenger RNA of Symbiodinium necroappetens, 708 nucleotides long. The record is from the annotation of a GenBank genome assembly. Lineage: Eukaryota; Dinophyceae; Suessiales; Symbiodiniaceae.